AUGAACACCCGGCAGCGAAGCAAAGUUAUCUACUCCUGGCACGGGGAACCCGUGAGCUCGGACAGAAAACUGAGGACUUCCCAGUACAAGGGAGUCCUUAUUACAUCAGAAAGAAGCGGAACAGAAAGUCGUGUACAGCUUGGUGACUAUAUUUUAGUGGAAGGGGAGAAUGCAGAUCAGCCUUUUGUGGCACAACUCCUGGAUUUGUAUGAAGAUGGUGCUCAACAGAAACAUGCAGUUGUGCAGUGGUUCUCUCAUAUUACAGAGAUACCUCUGAAUAAACGGAAGCUGCUUAAAAGAGAAGUUUCUCCCCAGGAGGUGUUUUUUGAUCAAGUUUCUGGCUAUGACACUGAUAUAGCUGUGGAGACCAUUAUUAAAAGCAUCAGAGUAAUACCACUACAUCCAGGGGAGGAACUACCUAUUACAUUAAACAAGGAACAAACUUUUUAUGUAAAACAGUCCUGGGAUGGGAAAUGCUUUAAGGCUUUGCCCCCUGACAUAUUCUCUAAGCUGAAGGACGCUAACAAGAAAGGCAGUGGCUUGUCAAACUCAGUUAUUCCUUUGGACACACUUUCCCCCCUAAAGAAAGGGACAGAGAGUGUUCGGAGUGCCACGAAGCCAAAAAAUGGGGAGCUGGAAAUAGAAUCGAAACAUUCGGCUUCAAAGUCCUCCCUCGCUAAGGAGAGGCAGUCCCAAAGGGUGGCUAAUGGCAUCAAAACUCCAACAGCAAGGAAGAAGUUAGACUUGAACAGUCCCACAAGAUCUAAAAGCAGGCUCCAGGGUUGUGAAGUUUUGGAACUUUUGGAUGAGGAUUGUGAUGCUAUAGCACCAUUAGAACCAUCAACUACUAAAAGAAAAGUGCAGUUCACUGGCAUUUUGGGCUCCCCACCAAAAAUCCCUUGUGCCAACGACAGGUCCAAGUCGGCGUCUGACGCGGCGAAGCGACGGCAGAGCUUCAGUGACACCAUUCGCUUGUCCCCCUAUAGUAAGGCCAAAGACUCCAGUGAGAAAGCCAAGAAUCUUCAUGUGAGAGAUGACACCCUGUCUUUAACCGGGCAUCAGGAUCUGGAUGGUCAGACCCUUAUACUGACCCCUCGUUCUCGUAGAACGUGUGUGCGGGAAACGAGCGCCCGCAUUGCAGAGCAAGUGAGCAUAUUAAAUACACUGGAUUUGAAUCAGGAAGAGCAUUUUCUGAGUAGCUCUGACAGCAAUUACACUUCAGAUAGUGAGGAAGAGGAUGAUGUGCUCAGUACGCCAGAAAAGAAAAGUAAUUCAAAAAGAAUAUUCAGCACACCAAAAUCUUCAAGGAAGUCUUCAGUUCACACUCCUGCUAAGACCCCGAAGAAAACUCCUUUCCCAGGAACACCCAAGACACCCCGGAACGCGACUCCCGAAAUCCCCAGGCGCAGCCACGCAGCACAGAAACCAGCCAGUGUCCUGGAAGAAGCCAGAUUAAGGCUGCAUGUUUCUGCUGUCCCAGAAUCUCUACCUUGUCGGGAAGAAGAAUUCCAGGAUAUCUAUAACUUUGUGGAAAGCAAACUUAUUGAUGGUACAGGAGGGUGCAUGUACAUUUCUGGAGUGCCUGGAACAGGUAAAACUGCAACUGUUCAUGAGGUAAUUCGUUCUCUUCAGGAGGCUGCAGAGAAGGAUGAAGUACCAUCCUUCCAGUUUGUGGAGAUCAAUGGCAUGAAGCUGACUGACCCUCACCAGGCUUAUGUGCAGAUACUGGAGUUUCUGACAGGUCAGAAGGUGACAGCAACCCAUGCUGCAGUGCUCUUGGCGAAACUGUUCAGUACACCUGGACCAAAGAGGAAGACCACAGUGCUGGUAGUGGAUGAGCUUGAUCUUCUGUGGACCCGGAAACAGAAUGUGAUGUACAAUUUAUUUGACUGGCCUACUCAGAAGCACUCCAAGUUAAUCAUCUUGGCCAUUGCUAACACCAUGGACUUGCCAGAAAGGAUAAUGAUGAGCAGAGUCGCUAGCAGGCUGGGCCUCACCAGAAUGUCCUUUCAGCCCUACACCUACAAACAGUUACAGCAAAUUAUUUCCUCCAGACUGAGCAGCGUGGAGGCAUUUGAGGAGGAUGCAAUUCAGCUUGUCUGCAGAAAGGUUGCAGCACUGUCUGGUGAUGCAAGGCGUUGCCUUGAUAUCUGCAGAAGGGCCACUGAGAUCUGUGAGUUUGCUAGCCAAAAGAGAACCUCCAGAAUAGUCAGGAUGGCCCACAUAACAGAAGCCAUAGACGAAAUGUUUUCAUCACCAUAUAUAAAUGCAAUCAGGAAUGCCUCACUGCAUGAACAAAUCUUUUUGAAAGCAAUUUUAGCAGAGUUCCGUAGGGCAGGAGUUGAGGAGGCAACAGUUCAACAGGUCUAUCACCAACACACAGCACUGUGUAGAGUUGAAGGCAUGCGGAGUCCUACAGUGUCAGAAAUUAUGGCAAUUUCUUUCAGACUUGGUGCCUGCAGGCUCUUGCUGGUGGAAUCCAGUAAUAAGUAUCUGCACAUGCGAGUGCGACUAAAUAUCAGCCAGGACGAUGUCACCUAUGCGCUCAAGGAGGAAUAA
Molecule: messenger RNA, 2559 nt
Organism: Merops nubicus (carmine bee-eater)
Lineage: Eukaryota; Metazoa; Chordata; Aves; Coraciiformes; Meropidae
Gene: ORC1
Product: origin recognition complex, subunit 1
Exons: 16
Coding region: 1-2559 (852 amino acids)
Biological process (GO): mitotic DNA replication checkpoint signaling; DNA replication initiation
Cellular component (GO): nuclear origin of replication recognition complex
Molecular function (GO): DNA replication origin binding; ATP hydrolysis activity; ATP binding
Source: RefSeq, a predicted model, not a curated record